Messenger RNA from Boleophthalmus pectinirostris (great blue-spotted mudskipper), 4001 nucleotides. RefSeq names its product testis-expressed protein 2-like. The record is from RefSeq and is a predicted model, not a curated record. NCBI's taxonomy places the organism in Eukaryota, Metazoa, Chordata, Actinopteri, Gobiiformes, Gobiidae. Gene Ontology annotation, molecular function: lipid binding. The coding region runs from base 244 to 2598 and encodes 784 amino acids. The transcript is spliced from 11 exons. Gene Ontology annotation, cellular component: endoplasmic reticulum.
CGCUGAAUGUCGUCAAUGUGGCGCUUUGCUUUCAUACGAGAGCAAAAAGACUGGCACCUCGACGCUGAGCACUGCUCCUCCUCCCCGAGUCCUCACAAAUAAAAUAUGACAUUUCGGGUUUGCUUCGGGCUCGGGCCUGCAAAUCAAGUUAAUUGGUCGGGCUCGGGCCGGGUCGGGUCGGGCUGGAUUUUUUAGGCCCGAUCUCACCUCUAAGCCGAACCCCUCCAACUUCUGACGAAAAUUAUGGACGAAAAGAGUGUUGGCAUAGGUACUGCCGGUAUUUAUCGUCCAAAACUUAUCUCUUCUAGUGCCUCUGAACUCUCAAAUAUUUCUUCAUUCAACGGUCAACUUGAAAGUAACAACAACUACUGUAUCAAAGAAGAGGAGGGUGGGGAAUGGGAAGCUGAUAGUCCUAAUGGUGAACACAACACUUUAGCCGAAUCUCCAGUUUCAUCAUGUCGUGAUGCUAAAAGUCCUAGUAAAACUUACCUCUCUAUGUCCACUCUGGCGAAACAGGAAGAUGAAGAAUUUUGUAUUUUAACAAAUGAAGAUUUUGAAACUUGCACGGACAGAGAGGGUGAUGGGGGGGACCAAACUGAUGAGACAAAAGUGCCCCAAAGCGGUAGCACUGAACCAGGAAGUGACGAUGACUCUGAAUAUUUUGAACCAGCACAGAAAGUUCCAUAUUAUACUUUAAUUUUUCUGACGUUGCUGGUGUAUGGGUACUUCAUAUUGCCUUGGCCCACGUAUGUGGGGGGAAUGCUGCUGGGGAUUGGACUGGGUUUCCUUUUGGCCAUUGGAGUGGUCUGGCUCUCAGGGCCGAAGUCAUCCAGUGGUUAUAGAUCUUUCAAGCUGCGGAAGUUGGACAUUAAACAACCAGACAUUUACAAAGGGUGGAUGAAUGAGAUCUCAAACUAUGAUCCAGAGACGUACCAUGCUACCCUAACCCAGUCGGUGUAUGUCCGUUUAGAGGGCUCCACCAUUCGCUUGUCCAAACCCAACCACAACAUCUCCAGGAGAGCCGCACACAAUGACCUCAAACCUGAUGUCAGCUUUGUCAGCCAGAAAAUCUAUGACCUCACCUAUAGUAAAAUACAUUUAGUGCCUGAAGGCCUGGCCAGAAAGAGAAUUUGGAACAAAAAAUAUCCCAUAUGUAUUGAACUUGGAAAGCAGGAUGACUUUAUGUCCAGGACUGAAGGGGACAAGUGGGAGUCCCGUGAGGGGUCAUUCCCAAAAGACAAAACAGACGGGACAGGAAGUGCAGCCCUGUCCCAAAGCGUGACUCUGUAUCUGUUUGGACGAACGGGGCGAGAAAAGGAGGACUGGUUCCAGCGCUUUUUACAGGCCUCCAAGCACAAAGUCAAUCUGAAGAAGUCUGCCAGUGCCAUGGUCUUUAAAACUGGGGGUGGUCACAGUCGUAGUGGUAGCCGCAGCAGUCUGGAUGAGGGUCUGUUGACUCAGUCCAGGCCUAAAGACGGUUCCACAUCGACAGCGGGCAAUGCCAAACCCUCCCCUCUGCUCGACUACAGUGUGUACAUGGCCAACCUCCUGCCAGACCAAGAGGCCUUCAGCCCCUCUGUCUGCUCCUCCCUCCAGAGCCCCAUGAGCAGUCCAGGGGUAGACAAGAAGCUCCUAAGCUCCAGCCCCUCCCCUCCGGAGCAGACCACAGGGGACGAGGAGGACCCAGUGGCCUGGCUCAACGCUGCCCUCGGACGCCUGUUCUGGGACUUCUUAAGGGAGCCGUACUGGGCUGACCUGGUCUCAAAGAAGAUCCAGAUGAAACUUAGUAAAAUACGAUUGCCUUACUUCAUGAAUGAGCUCACCCUGACAGAACUGGACAUGGGCUCCUCCACUCCCAGAAUCCUCAGCGGCUCCAAACCCUACAUUGAUUACAAAGGCCUGUGGUUUGAUCUGGAUGUUGCCUAUAGCGGCUCCUUCCUGAUGACCCUGGAAACCAAGAUGAACCUGAUUCGUUUGGGGAAAGAGGAGGAGACCCUGCGCUUUGGGGAGCAGGGCAAAGACGGAUUCAGGCCUAGGACGUACUGCUUGGCUGAUAGCGACGAGGAAUCAUCGAGUGCUGGUUCAUCAGAUGAAGAAGACGCCUCUGAACUGUCAAAUGACUCCACUGGAGCUGAGGGCUUGGUUGGAGGCCAUAGACCGAGUAAAAUUAUGCGAUUCGUAGACAAGAUUGCUAAGUCCAAAUACUUCCAGAAAGCAACAGAGACUGAGUUUAUUAAAAAGAAGAUGGAGGAGGUUUCUAACACACCCCUCCUGCUCACCGUGGAACUGCAGGAAGUUAGGGGAAGACUCGCGGUCAAUAUCCCCCCUCCUCCUACUGACAGGAUAUGGUAUGGAUUCAGAACACCACCUCACCUUGAAGUGAAAGCUCGGCCCAAACUGGGCGAGCGAGUAGUAACUCUAGCUCAUGUAACAGACUGGAUAGAGAAAAAACUAGACCAGGAAUUUCAAAAAAUCUUUGUAAUGCCAAAUAUGGAUGAUGUGUGGUUGACGAUCAUGCACUCUGCCAUGGACCAGCGCACUGCAGGAGCUGGCCCAGUGGAAGACUCCGAGACUUCAGACCCCGGCAGUGAGAGUUAGCAGUGAAGUUUGUUUACAGUAUUUCUAUAGGUUAUGAAGACUCACAAUGUGAACUGGAACCAAAGUAGAUUGGGCCACAUGCUACUUUUGUCAAACAACUACAUUCCUUUAGUGGGUGUUUUCUCACAAAGCCACUAGAAGAGCAUAUUCAAUUUUUAAUACUGGAAGUAACACUAAAUAGAGGGGUAUAAUGGUCUAAAGUCAUUUUUAGAAAGACUUGGAUUGGGUUAUAUUUCUUCAUCAUGAAUGUUUUGAGGUAGUAGGUGCAAUUUUUGAACUUAUUAACAUUGCAGCAUUCACCAGAUAACCUUACAGCCAACAUGUGACUAGUUUAUGCCAAGGUACAUUAUGAUAAAUAAAGCACAAACAUCUUAAUAUGUUUCAGUUGAAAAUAACUAUUAUUUACUUCUAUUUAAUUCUACUGGUAAAGAUAUAAUACUUGACUAUAAAAUUCUGCAGCUUUUUCAGCUGAGCAGGUGUUAACUGAACAGUAUUCGUUUGUGCUGUGAUCACACCUAGAGGCCUGAACCUCUUUAUUUUGCCAAUAACCCCUUAAUAAGCCACUGAUGCCCAUAAAACAAGUGUCAUUUAAACCUCUAUGACACUUUCACUCUAAAAAGUGCAAUGAGUAAAAACAGGACUAGCUUUUAGGAUGAUAAAAGCAUGUAAGUGUAGAGUAUCUUUAUAAUAAUAUGCUAUGUUUAUGCUCGGUUAGGAGUACAGUACUUCUUAAUACAGCUGCUGAAUGUAUGUGAUUUAUGGUACAAAGAAACCUUGUUUGGACUGGGGUAUGCAAUCGGUUUGCACAACUAAAAAAAACUUUUAUUAUACUGUAUUUAAUGCAGGUGUGUUAAAGUAACACGUGGUAUUUUUUUUUUUUUUGCUCUAAAAUCAGUUCUUUUCUCUUUUUUUAAGAUUUGUAUGGUGAAAAACUAUUACUUGCUACGAUGUAAUUUAAAAGGCACUUGAAUUUAUAUGAAGUGUAGGUACAAGUUCUGUUGUUUUAGUUUCCAAUAAUGUAAAGUCUGAUUUAUACACAUUAAGUCACUGUUCAUUGUUUUUCCCGGUACAUAUCCAGUGUUUUUUUUGGGUUUUUUUUUUGUUAAUGCAAAUGAUUAAUUCACACAGCCACCUUUUUGUUUACAAUAAUAUAUGUUCCCUUUUACCUUCUUGAACUGUUCUGUGUUUAAUUUAUGUUCAAUAAUUACAUAAGAUCACAGAUGUUUGUGUUUUUGUCCUCUUCUUGUAAUAAACGAUGAAAUCAUUUAAGGAUAUAUGAAGAUGAUGUACUGAUUUUAUAUUUGUGAAUUAUUUUUAAAAAUAUAUGUCAUUUUAUGGCCACAUUGAUGAUUAUUAUAUGUGCAGUUGCCUUAUUUAUAAUUCAAUAAAUAUAGGUAAAUGAA